GGUUAUUUACAGAUGUGCCUUCAUCAGUGCUGAGUGCCCAUCAUACAGGCUGCAUCUCUUCAAGAGUAUCCAUGAUCAUCCUUUACUUCUUGGUGUGUGUAUCCCUGUUGAUGGCAACAGCUGCUAUUCUGCUGGCCUUUUUGAAAUUUUUCCCUCAGUGUCCAGAAGGCUGGCUGAAGUUCCAGACACACUGCUACUACUUCUCUGCUGCUCAGCUCCCUUGGGAAAAGGCAGUGAGUAGCUGCCAGAGCCUCAGUGCUCACCUCGUCAUGAUUGAUAAAAAUGAUACAGAUAAACAGAACUUUCUGGACCAUCAAAAAAAUUCUAGUUACUGGAUUGGCCUCAGGAAGUACCCUAAAGGAAAGUGGAUGUGGAUAAACGGCAUUCCCUUUCAAGAGAAAACUCAAACAAUUGAAAACGAUGAAAAAAAAGACUGUGUGUAUAAUUCCUUGAAAAAUUCUAAAAGUAUAAAACAGAAAACUGCUUGUACUGAUUAUUUUCCUUAUAUUUGUGAAAAACAACAAGCAUAAAGAACAUUAUAUGCAAUUUUGUAAAGUUUACAUUUUCAUUUUUGAAAAAUCAUGUAGCUCAUAAUUUGCUAGUUUCUAUCUUAAUUUCUUUCGGAGUCACAGUUUUUCAAAUGCUGAAACAAUCAGAAUAAGACAUUCCAAUUAAGAGCUGCUGCUACCUAGCAAGAAAAGUUUGCCUAUUCUUGGUUUUUUGUUUUUAUUUUAUUGAAACAAUAAAGAUAAGGGUAAAAAAAUUA
Messenger RNA from Candoia aspera, 766 nucleotides. RefSeq names its product C-type lectin domain family 4 member E-like. Bases 72 to 530 code for a protein of 152 amino acids. The record is from RefSeq and is a predicted model, not a curated record. Lineage: Eukaryota; Metazoa; Chordata; Lepidosauria; Squamata; Candoiidae. The transcript is spliced from 4 exons.